This is a messenger RNA of Lates calcarifer (barramundi perch), 3486 nucleotides long. It is a transcript of the gene bicc2, whose product is annotated as bicaudal C homolog 2. Gene Ontology annotation, cellular component: cytoplasm. The transcript has 19 exons. The record is from RefSeq and is a predicted model, not a curated record. Gene Ontology annotation, molecular function: protein binding; RNA binding. Lineage: Eukaryota; Metazoa; Chordata; Actinopteri; Centropomidae. Bases 143 to 2902 code for a protein of 919 amino acids.
GGGGGAUUUAAAGAAAAGGCAUGGGGGGGUGUUUCUUUCCCCUUCUCUCCCCUCUUUUCUCUCCCUGCCGGUCUCCUUGGUCACACACAUGCACACAUACUACUCACUCACACACAAACAUUGACGAGGGCUCAGUCCUGCUAUGGCCAACACCACCAGCAACACCACCACCCCCACCACAGAGGAAAGCUCUCUGGUCCUGGCCACUGUAGCACCCCAGCAGCCUGACUUGGAAACUAGCGUAGAACCCGGCUCAGCGGCGAAGCCUGAGCCCAGCGAGGCCCAAUGCGAGAGGGAGGAAAAAGAGGACAAGGAAGAGGAGGAGGCGGGAGGAAGCUCUGCGCUGGUGGAGGAGAACACGAGAGGUCAGAGUGUGGACCCAGAGUGGGUGGAGGAGAGGUUCAGGAUUGACAGGAAGAAGCUGGAGAACAUGUUGUAUGCUCCAAAGCACGGAGACGUUGAGACAGGCGAGGAGUUUUUUGAGAGAGUGAUGAGAGAAACUAACACUCAGGUGAAAUGGCCAUCCAAGCUGAAGAUUGGAGCCAAGUCAAAGAAAGAUCCACAUGUCAAGGUUGAAGGGAAGAGAGCCAAUGUUUUGGAAGCCAAAAAGAAGAUACUAGAAGUUCUGGAAACCAGGGUGAACAAGGUGACUCUAAAGAUGGAUGUGGCCUACACAGAGCACUCCCACGUCAUCGGGAAAGGUGGUGGAAACAUAAAAAAAGUGAUGGAGGUCACUUCCUGUCACAUCCACUUCCCUGACUCCAACCGCCACAAUGCUACAGGAGAGAAAAGCAAUCAGGUCUCCAUCGCUGGGCCCAUAGAAGGAGUGGAGGAGGCCAGGAGGAAGAUAAGAGACCUGCAGCCGCUCUCCUUGACCUUUGACCUUCCGGUCAGUCUGGUGCCCCAGGCUUUGCCAGAUGUGGGCUCCCCGCUCAUUCAGCAGGUGGUGCAGACACUGGGGGUCAGCGUGAGCUUCAGGGCUGCCGUGCCGCCCCAGGCGGCCCAGCCCCCCUUUUACGGAAACUGCUGCACCGUCUGGGGCCUGCAGGGCAACACAGCUGCUGUCAAGAAGGCGACCUGCAUCCUGAUGGACCUGCUGCUGGGGUCAGAGGUCACAGGCGGCAUAGUGAGCAGCCAGCUGGAUGUCACCUCCCAGCAGCACCUCUUCCUGUUGGGUCAGAACGGAGCUCACUUCCUGAGUGUCAUGCACCAGACCCAGACCCAGAUCAUCUUACCGGACCUCAGCGCUCCUCAGAGCCCUCCCUCGCUGCUCAUCCAGGGCAGCCCUGAUGGAGUGUGUCUGGCUCGGCAGCAGCUCAUGGACUGUCUGCCUGUGUGUUUGAUGUUUGACAUGCGUGAAGAUGGAGAGGCAGAUCCUUGUAAACUGGCUCAGAUGAUGCAAAACCUGGGAGUCUUCAUUAGUGUCAAACCCAAAGUAAAACAGACCAGCAAGUCAGUGGUGGUGAAAGGUCUGGAGAGGAACAUCUCCUGUCUUUAUGAAGCCCGCCGUCUGCUCCUGGGGCUGGAUUCCUGCGAGACUGCCAAGGUAAUGGAGGUGACACCUGACCCCGUGCUGGCCAGCAGCGGGCUGACCAGCUACUGGCUUAACAUGUUGCUGCAGCAGCUUCGUCUGUCUGAGCAAGGCCCUGUGCCUGCUCCCACUCCAGAGGUGCUGACUGGUGCCAAGCCUCGUCCCUCACCCCCACCGGGCCUCAUCCCUCCUGUUGACGAGGGAAGGACAGGGGUGAAGGGUACAGACACCCGGCCACUGGAGAAGAUCCUAGAAAAUGAGGACCAGUCCGGCCAAUCAGAGGAUGAGAGCUCUAAGGUCAUGGUGAUGUCAUCACCUGAGGCGUGUGAUGCAGCGAGCAACAGCAUUAGCAGGGUGGGAUUCAUGGGUCGGAGGGGGAGCCUCCAGGGCCCUGAAAUCGCCAAGGUUUUCCGCCAGGGCAGACGACAUUCAACAGGGCAGGCACUAACCUACAGAUUGCUGAACGCUGAGAUCGAGGGAGGGAGGAGUGAGCGGAGGAACAGCCUGAGGAGAGACGUGACGCUGGCUCAUGAUGUUCGCGCUGACUCAUCCAAGGCUGAGGAUUAUGACUAUGAGAAGAAGAAACUACUGGCAACCAGAGCCAUGCAGAGGAAGCCUGUGGUCACAGAGGUCCGGACACCCACAGACACCUGGAGUGGCCUCGGCUUCUCCAAGUCCAUGCCAGCUGAGGCAGUCAAAGAGCUCCGCAACAUCAGCCGCCGCAGCUACAAACCCUACCUGACCACCAGCACCAGCCAGCAACAGUCAUGGGCUACUCAGAUGGGGAAGAUGUGUAACGGGAGCGACUCCGAGAACUGGAGGGACAGACGUGGAUCCACAUCCUCGUCCCUGCCCGUCUCUUCCUCCUCUUCGUCCUCCUCUUCGUCAUCCUCCCCCUCCUCACCUCCCUCUACCUUCUCCUCGUCCACCUCCUCCUUCCCCGCGUUUGUGUCAUCUAUGAACAGAGGCAGAAGUGACAAACAUUCGGAGAGCAGCAGCUACUUCGAUGGUGUGUGUUCAUCAAGGAGGGCAUCAACCUGCAGUCAGCGGAGCCCCUCCCCCCAGAUGACAGAUGACUUACCUGAGCUGCUCAGUCAACUUGGCCUAAUCAAGUACAUUGAUGUGUUUGAACAACAAGAGAUUGACUACCAGACAUUCCUCACUCUGUCUGAUGAAGAUCUGAAGGAGGUGGGUGUCUCCACCUUUGGAGCCAGACGCAAGAUGUUAUUGGCAAUCUCAGACCUGAACAAGAGCAAGAGGAGGCUCUCGGACACGUCUGCCGUGAAGCCCGGAUACCUGGAGGGUGGCGCUAGUGGUCGACUGCCACGAAUCGUGGAUCUAGAAGUUGCCGCUCAGAGCAACCGCUGGUGAGGACAGGAGACGCCAGUCAUUCUCUGAUCAAUUUAAUGUCUAGAAGUAUGCAGUGAUGCUGAUGCCAGUGUAAAGGUCUUAUCUGCUUAUUAUUUUCUAUAAAUAAUUGAGCAUGAAAUUGCCCAGAGGAGCAGCAAGCAUUAUGUAAACAUUUAAAUCCAGUGCCUUUCAUCUACAGCCAUACCCCAAAGCUUUUUUACAUACAAAAUCAAGACAAGGAGGUCUUCUCUUCCAAUCCUCUGAUUCCACAAGAAACACACUACGAAACACAAAUGAACAUGUGAAGGUGUUGAUUGUAUUUCUCAUUUGUGGCGUCUUUUAUUGUUAUAAAGUGCCUUUUCUUAUGCAAAUUUAUUUCUGUGUUUUGACCAUAUUAACUGCUACAUUUAUGCAAUUGUACAUAGAUAUUUACAAAACAAAAUGACAUUGUGAAAUGAUAGUUAUAAUAAAUAAAUCUGACUGUCAAGGUUUAUCUAUUAAGACUGCAUUAAUGAGGAAUGUUUGCUUUUAUUAGGGUUGACAUGAGCAAAUAGAGACAGAAAGACAGCAAAUGACUUGCAAAAAAUGAAUGAAUGCGUCUUGAA